This is a messenger RNA of Dicrocoelium dendriticum, 486 nucleotides long. The record is from the annotation of a GenBank genome assembly. NCBI's taxonomy places the organism in Eukaryota, Metazoa, Platyhelminthes, Trematoda, Plagiorchiida, Dicrocoeliidae.
AUGUCUGAGCACGCGCCAGCCAUUAAUGCGUCGGAACAUUCUCUUGGACUCGUUUUGCCUUCAUUUGACGUUUCUAACCCACGUGUUUGGUUUGUUCAAGUGGAAGAUGUUUUCCGUUUUCGUAAGAUUACAUCCCAAUCCACAAUGUUUUCAUAUGUGGCUGCUCAUUUACCGUCCAACAUCGCUUCUGAGGUCAUAGACAUUCUUGACCCUAUGCCCCUAGAGUCCCCCUAUGAUAAACUUAAGGCAGCUAUUUUAAAGCGCACUACAGCCUCAGACGAAUCACGCCUUCAGCAGUUACUCUCUGGUGUUGAACUUGGAGAUAGAACGCCAUCUCAGUUACUCCGACACAUGCGUUCCCUCGUCGGUUCUUCCGCACUGGAUGAUUCCGUUCUCCGCCAGUUGUGGAGUAAUUGUCUUUCUGCGAAUACCACGGCUAUUUUAGCUGUGCUUGCCGACGAUCUUCCGCUAGACAAACUGGCAGAA